AUGGCACUAACUACUAUUAGCACAGCCACCAUCACAACUUUACUGACUAUAAUUAGCACAGCCACCAUCACAACUUUACUGAUCUCCCUACUCUUCCUUCCCAAAUUUUAUUCUUCUGAACUCAUAAUAGACAAUGACCAUUCCUCAAUUGCAAAAGUAGACGUUAAUCUUUUGGAAUUUCCUCUAAAUUUAGAGUUCUUUGAAGCCGAAUUCUUUUUGUAUGGCUCUCUAGGUCAUGGCUUAGAUAAAGUUGCUCCAAAUUUAACCAAGGGAGGUCCAACACCCAUUGGUGCUAAGAAGGCAAAGCUGGAUCAUUUUACCCGGGAUAUUAUCAAGCAAUUUGCGUUCCAAGAAGUUGGGCACUUGAGGGCGAUUCAAAAAUUAGUUAAAGGAUUUCCUAGACCAUUAUUGGAUUUAAGUAAAGCAUCAUUUGCAAAAGUGGUUGAUAGUGCAUUUGGUAGACCAUUGUCCCCACCUUUUGAUCCUUAUGCCAGUGGACUUAACUUCCUCCUUGCAUCUUACCUUAUUCCUUAUGUUGGACUCACUGGCUACGUUGGAACCAUUCCAAAACUCCAAGCCCCUGCUUCUAGAAGGCUUGUUGCAGGCCUUUUAGGUGUGGAAUCAGGCCAAGAUGCAAUUAUUCGAGCAUACCUAUAUGAGCAUGCAAUGGAGAAAGUGACACCAUAUGGAAUAACUGUGGCAGAGUUUACAAAUCGUUUUUCAGAACUUAGGAAUAAGCUUGGACAUGCAGGUUACAGAGAUGAAGGCCUUGUAGUUCCCGCAGCUAAAGGUGCUGAGGGAAAGAUCAAAGGGAACGUGCUUUCAGGAGAUGAAAACUUGGUUGCAUUUGAUAGGACCGCAGAAGAGAUAUUGAGGAUUGUGUAUGGCUCCGGUAGUGAGCAUAAACCUGGUGGGUUCUAUCCUAAAGGAGCUAAUGGUCACAUUGCUAGGUCUCAUCUACAUUAA
Quercus lobata is the source of this 966-nucleotide messenger RNA. RefSeq names its product desiccation-related protein PCC13-62-like. The transcript has 3 exons. The record is from RefSeq and is a predicted model, not a curated record. NCBI's taxonomy places the organism in Eukaryota, Viridiplantae, Streptophyta, Magnoliopsida, Fagales, Fagaceae. Bases 1 to 966 code for a protein of 321 amino acids.